Messenger RNA from Asparagus officinalis (garden asparagus), 1699 nucleotides. RefSeq names its product oligouridylate-binding protein 1-like. The record is from RefSeq and is a predicted model, not a curated record. Bases 205 to 1464 code for a protein of 419 amino acids. Lineage: Eukaryota; Viridiplantae; Streptophyta; Magnoliopsida; Asparagales; Asparagaceae. The transcript is spliced from 12 exons. Gene Ontology annotation, molecular function: mRNA binding.
CCCCCCUUCAGAGGCCAUUUUCUCUCCUUUUUCCUCUCGACUUCUCAUCUUCCCCUCGAUUUCGAGGGUUUUUUUUUUCUUUUUUUCUUUUUUCAAUUAUUAUCCUUUUUUUUCUUUCUUCAUUUUUCUUCUCAAUUUACAAAACCCUAAUCUUCCAGAAACUCUUAUCUCUGCUAUUCGAUCGAAGAAAAACAAAAACCCUAGAUGAUGAAUCAACAGCAGCAGCAGAGGCUGAAGCAGCAAGCUUUGAUUCAGCAGGGCCUUAUGCAGCAGCAGUACAAUCACCCCCUUUUGGCUGCUCCUCAGAUAGAGCCGAUGUUCCCAAGUGGAAAUCUGCCUCCGGGCUUUGAUUCAAGUUCAUGCCGCAGUGUGUAUGUCGGUAACAUUCAUCUCCAAGUCACUGAAUCUCUUCUUCAAGAGGUCUUCCAAAGUUGUGGUGUCCUGGAAGGAUGUAAGCUGAUCAAGAAAGAUAAGUCAUCCUAUGGAUUUGUUGACUACUAUGAUCGUAGAUCAGCUGCACUUGCUAUUAUGACACUUAACGGGAGGCACUUGUUUGGCCAGCCUAUCAAGGUGAAUUGGGCAUAUACCAGUAACCAGAGGGAGGAUACAUCAGGGCACUUCAACAUAUUUGUUGGUGACCUUAGCCCCGAGAUCACGGACAAUACUCUAUUUGCUUGCUUUUCUGUAUUUCCCAGCUGCUCAGAUGCAAGGGUCAUGUGGGAUCAAAAAACCGGACGCUCUAGAGGGUUUGGUUUUGUUUCUUUCCGGAAUCAACAGGAUGCACAAAGUGCCAUCAAUGACUUAAAUGGCAAGUGGCUUGGGAAUCGACAGAUUCGCUGCAACUGGGCGGCAAAAGGUGCAGGCAAUGAGGACAAACAAAACUCGGAUGCAAAGAGUGUGGCAGAUGUGGCAACUGGUUCCACAGAUGAUGGUCAAGAGGCAGUGAAUGAUGAUGCUCCAGAGAAUAACCCACAAUAUACUACUGUCUAUGUUGGUAACCUUUCUCCUGAGGUUACACAAGUGGAUCUGCACCGUUUCUUUUAUUUGCUUGGUGCUGGACAACUCGAGGAGGUCAGAGUACAGCGGGAUAAAGGAUUUGGGUUUGUAAGAUAUAGUAAUCAUUCUGAAGCUUCACUGGCUAUUCAGAUGGGAAAUGCAAAGCUUCUUGGCGGGAAGCCAAUCAGGUGUUCAUGGGGAAGCAAGCCAACUCCACCAGGGACAGCUUCAACCCCUCUUCCACCUCCAGCACCUGCUCCAUUCUCCGCACUCUCUGCAACUGAUCUCCUCGCUUACGAACGUUCUGUUGCCUUGAGCAAGAUGACAGCAGCCAACCAAGCCCUUCUUCAAGCUCAAGUCCCGAAUGCUUUCAAGCAAGCUGCUGCCAUGGGACUCAGCGCUGGAGCUAGCCAAGCCAUCUAUGAUGGUGGAUUUCAAAAUGCACAGCAGCUUAUGUAUUUCCAGUGAUAUGAUAUUGGAGGCUGUCUCCUUUCUUUGAUUAUUAUAUGCUUUUUUAAAAAGAUUUUAUUCGCGUUCCUACAAUUAUAUAUGUUUUGUUAUCUAUUUGAUGCUCUACCCCGGUUAGGAUUUGUUUGUAAUAGAUCUGGAAAUUGUACGGAUAUAUGUAACUGUGCGAGUUAUAUCUAGAUGAUGUAUUAUGUGUGUGGAGUGGGGUGGGGGCUUAGCAUGGCUUUUCGUUUUA